GGAGAUAAAAAACAAGUGAGCAACACACACAAUUACACAAAGGCUUUGUAUUCAUUCAUUAGACUAAGUAUUAGUUGUGAGUGAGUACUUUUUGAGUGAGUCUUUAAUUUGGUGAGAAUUCUUUUGUUCCAUUUGAGAGAGUUACUUUGUGUGAGAAAAAUAUUUCUCUUUGUCCUCAUUUCUAUAAGAGGAUUUCUUGUACUCUCCCCAAUUUCAUAGUGGAACUUUGCUCUUUGCCCGUGGUUUUUUUACCUCUCACAUUGAGAGGAAUUUUUCCACGUAAAAUCUUGUGUGUCAUUUUCUUGCCACUUUAUUUUCACUUCUCUUUAUUCUCAAAUUAUCUCGAUCCUUUGCUUCCGCAUUGCGCUGAUACCCCAACAGAAACAAAUCUUAUUUUAAUCACUUUUACUUUUAAAACAAAAUCAAAUCUUUUUUUUUUAAAUAACAUAAUAAAAUCUAAUUACUUUUCUUUUUUGGUACAGUAUCUUUUAGUUUAUUUUUUAUCAUAAGAAUGAUUAAUUUGUAAUUUUUAAAAAGUUUAUUUUGAAGAAAACGUCAUUAAAAAGAAUAUAUAUUUUGAAGGGUACUAAAAAAAUUGCCUUAAAUUAAGAUGAUAUUUUGGUUUGUUUGAAGAUUUAGUUUUCCUUUAAAGAUAUUGCUUUCAAAUUAAAAUUAAAGGGUGAUCGAGUACUACUGGAUGUUUAUACCAAAUAAAAUUACUUUAAAAAAAAUGAUCAUUAGAUUUGUUUAUUUUUCUAUUAUGUAUUUUUUUCUCUUUAUAUAUAAUAAAGCAUGCGAUUUCAACAAAACUAUCUCCUUCAAAAUCCAAGAAAACCAACAGGUUCAGGUUCACCCGGCCGCCUCAUCUCCUUAAUUUCUAUGUUGAAUCAACAUAUUUUUAUUUGUUUAGUACUGGUUCGGUUAGUGUUGAUGUUGAUGGUUGCUGAGUUUAGAUUAUAAAAAAAUAGCCUUUUUUGUCAGGAACAUUUAGAAUUCUGAGUGAUUAUUGCUUAUUGCUUAGGGUUUAGGGUUUUGAAAUUGCUAUUUCUGCAAGUUUGGGAUGAUGAUAAUGCAAUUUUUUGAAUCAUUCACUUAUUAUUAUUGCUUAGGGUUUUGAAACAUUGAUUGAUUAAAAUUUAAAGUCUGCAGUUAGAGCAAAAAUGGACCUCCGAAAAUCAAAAUCAAUGAGGUGCCAAACAGAUGUUGCCCUCAGCAUCACAAACCAUUUAUUCUCAAAACAAGAAUUUCAGGACCAGAACCUCGUCUUCUCGCCCUUCUCUCUCCAUGUUGUUCUUAGCGUCAUGGCUGCUGGUUCAGAUGGCUGCGCACUCAACGAGCUUCUUUCCUUCCUCCGAGCUGAUUCCGUCCACCAUCUCAGCACCUUCUUCUCUCAGCUUGUCCCCGUUGUGCUCUCUGAUGUUGUUUCUUCUGCACAUCGUCUGUCUUUUGUCAAUGGAUUGUGGGUUGAUAAUUCGCUUUCCCUUACCCAUUCUUUUAAACAACUUGUGGCUACUCAUUACAAGGCCACUCUCGAUUCAGUUGAUUUUCAGUCUCAGGGUGAACAAGUGCGUCAUGAUGUGAAUAUGUGGGUUCAAAAAGAAACUAGGGGUCUCAUUAAAGAGCUUCUUCCUCCCGGGACAGCAGGCCCCUCAACCAAGCUUAUCUUUGCAAAUGCAUUGCACUUCAAGGGGGCAUGGAAACACAAGUUUGAUGCUUCAAGAACUAUAUAUGAUAAGUUUCGCCUCCUUGAUGGCUCCUCAGUCCGGGUUCCCUUCAUGAGAAGCAAUGAGAAGGAGCGGUUUAAGUACAUUAGCACUUUUGAUGGUUUCAAAGUCCUCCGUCUUUCUUGCAAACAAGGUACAGAUAAAAAACGCCGAUUCUCCAUGUACAUUUUCCUUCCGGAUGCAAAAAAUGGAUUGCCAGCUUUAAUUGAAAGGUUGGCUUCAGAAUCUGGUUUCUUGAAAGGCAAGUUUCCUCGGCGAAAAGCGGCAAUAAGACACUUCAGGAUUCCAAAAUUCGAUAUUUCUUUUGAACUUGAAGCUUCUCAUGUGCUGAUGGAGUUAGGAGUGGUUUCGCCUUUCUCUUCAACUGAUGCAGAUUUUACAAAAAUGGUGGAGGUGAACUCUCCUUUGGAUGAACUUUUAUAUGCAGACAGCGUAUUUCACAAAGCUUUCAUUAAGGUAGAUGAAGAAGGUACUACAGCUGCAGCGGCCACUGCUAUGCUUCUGGCUUCAAGAUCUGGGCCUUCGGUUCGGGCUGGUAUAGACUUUGUAGCUGACCACCCUUUCUUCUUCUUGAUCAGAGAAGAUUUUACUGGAACAAUUCUCUUUAUUGGGCAGGUGCUCCAUCCUAAUGUAGCAGCCAAGCCGAGCCAGUGAAGAUGUGAAAGCUGUGUUCUUGUGGCGCUUGUAGAGAAGCUUGACUUGUUCCUUGAUGAUGUCUUGAGUCUGAGGACAUGUUUCCUUGUAGAAGUUCAUGGCAAGGCCAGUGUUUUGAACAUCUUCUUAUGCAGAAGGACUCCGAAGGGACAGUGCUGAAAAGGAUAACAAAGACAAAAAGAUGAUGAACCUUUGGGAGCCAUUUCUCUUCACUCCACUCACUACCAAAGCAAGUUCACUACUCGCUUGCUCUUAGGCAGUACGCGACGAGAGUUGCUAUUUAGUACGAAACUAAGAACUAGGUAGUACGAGAGUUGCUAUUUAGUACGAAACUAAUAACUGGCGAAAGUUAAGAAUAAUAGCGAAAGUUAAGAAUAUUAACGUGGCAAAAUUGUAUUGGUAUUUGGCUGAAAACAACAUGGUUAAUGGCUCAAACUGCAUUUGGUGAAAGA
Messenger RNA from Lotus japonicus, 2830 nucleotides. Its product is annotated as serpin-ZX-like. Gene Ontology annotation, molecular function: serine-type endopeptidase inhibitor activity. The transcript has 3 exons. The record is from RefSeq and is a predicted model, not a curated record. Bases 1161 to 2378 code for a protein of 405 amino acids. Lineage: Eukaryota; Viridiplantae; Streptophyta; Magnoliopsida; Fabales; Fabaceae.